This is a messenger RNA of Lindgomyces ingoldianus, 502 nucleotides long. RefSeq names its product NADH dehydrogenase, alpha subcomplex, subunit 2. Lineage: Eukaryota; Fungi; Ascomycota; Dothideomycetes; Pleosporales; Lindgomycetaceae. The transcript has 4 exons. The record is from RefSeq and is a predicted model, not a curated record. Bases 66 to 350 code for a protein of 94 amino acids.
UUUAACGACCGCGAAUUGAAUCACACAACCACCGCUGAGGAUACGCCCUUUGACUUAUUGACAGAAUGGCGACGAAAUACGGAUUUGCGCAAAGCUUGAAGGAAUUGAGGUUCCUGUUCUGUCAGACGAGCGAGCAGAGCGCUGGUUUGAGGAAUUUCCUCACCAAGAGCUACCCAACGAUGAAGAAGCACAAUCCCCACACACCCAUCAUGAUCCGAGAAGCCAGCGGCAUCGAACCAAAAGUCUAUGCGAGAUACGAAUUCGGCAAAGAGAAGAUGAUACCACUAAAAGGUCUGGAUGAUAAAGCGAUCGAGAAGCAAGUCUCCGAGCUAGUGAAAUCCUCCGCAUGAUGUUAUUUCAUGGUUAGCGGUACGAGGGAGGAUGCUUCAUCGGGAGGAAGAAUACGGCGUACGAUACCAAAUGAAGGAAGCCAGCAAACUGAGAAGUUUCUGUAUAUAUGUAUAACGAUGAAGAAAUAACACUAUAGAACCCAGCUGCCGCG